GUGUUCUUUGGGUUGCUCCUAAACGUCAAAAUAUUUUUUUAGGUUAUGUUGUUAAAUAUUGUUUAAAUCUCGUUAUAUGUUGAGUAUAUUUAGUAAAUAAUAAUGAGCGAAACGUACAUUGUACCGAUAGUUUCAAGGAAUUUAACAAAAAACGAUGCCAUCGUCCAAAUAGCAGAAUUAUUGGAUCAUUUGAACACAGUAAGUGAAGAUUUGUUUAGUAAAAUUAAUGAGCGCUUGGAUAAGAAUAAAUCCAAGUUAAAAGAUGUAACAAAAAGAGUGGAAGUUGUUCAAACGAAAAUUAACAACUUAAAGAGUGUUAAAAAGGCAACCCAAGUGUUUUCGAGCAGCAAAUAUCCAGCAAAUGAAGUUAAUCGUGACUACACUUCUUUAUUUCCAUGUAAAACAGUACUUGAAAUUAAAAGGCAUAAAGUUAAGCAAAAAAACUAUCUCCCUGUGUUUGAUCCAAUCAAUAAAUUAAGCUCAUAUCAAAAUAAAAAACAAUCAAAAAACAACAACAAAUGUGAAGGAUUGGGCAAUAUGCCUGCUGAUAUUGACUUUGUAAAUGAUUUAUUGCUGUAUAACUCUGGAAAAAACUUGUACAAUAAGUUUGAAAUGAUGGAUGUUUUAAAAGGACCACAGAACAUAAAACAUGACAACACUGUGGACAUAUCAGAUAUUGGAGUAGCACCUUAUUCAAUCAGGGAAGGAAGUGUAGUUAAUAAAUCAAAUGUAAAGUCGUUCUUUUACUCCCCUAAGAUAGGAGAUGUUCCUGAAUUAAAUGUACCACUCGAUUUGCCUGAUCUACCUGGAAUAGCUGAUGAUUUAAGGUAUGAUGGUGAUAGUGGAGCAGCUUCAACCAUUGCUCCAUCAGCCAAUACUCUAUUGGAGUUACCUCCCAUUGAAAAACUCCAAAUAAAUAAAGUUGUUACAACUGUAACAGAGGUGGAUACAGCAACUGAUAUAAUUCCUCCAGCACCGUUACCUGUAGUGGUAACUUCUCAACUAAUAACACCACCCUCGCCUCCACCUCCACCUCCGCCUCCCCCACCACUAGUACAAGAAGAAGAAAAAAAAGAAAUUAAAAUUCAAGAAAAAGUUAUUCCAUCUCCACCACAAGUACAACAGCCAGAGAAAAAAGACUUUGCUGGUAUGGAUAUGAGAGCAAGUUUAAUGGAGGCUAUUCGAAAUGCAGGGGGUUCCAAAAAAGCCAAAUUAAAAACAAUCAAUGAAGAUGCAGCUCCAACAAGCACCACCAAAGCUCCAAGUGGGGAUUUGAUGGCUGAUCUUCACGCCAAACUUUCCAUGAGAAGGAAGGGUAUAUCAGGAAGUAAAAAAGCUGAAAAUGAAGGAGGUGGAAGUGGUUUGCUGGAUGGUAAUACUGCCCUUGGAAAAAUUUCCGCUAUGAUUCCACCUCCAAGUAAAAACGAUGUAACUGAUUCCAACAACACAGAGGAUGAAGACUGGGAUGAAUAAAUAAACACAAAUAUACUAAAUUUAAAAAAGUUAUUUUUGGAAAUCUGUUUCUUGAAAUUUGCUACUUUACCUAACACAGAUUUCUUCAUCACAGAAGAGAGAAUGCUGUGCUCUGAUUGGUUUAUUGCUUUUUAUAAAGAUCGUUUUCUAUAGAAAGUAAUUAAGCACUCCAGGGUGACAAAAUAAUUACUAUUAUUAUUUACUUAUUAUUACUUUGGCAUUAGAUUUGGUUUUUACUGUACAUAUAAAAUGAUUUUAUAUAUAUGUAGGCAAUAUGAAAUGUUAGUUACUCAUUAAUAAAUUUAUAUAUUUUGUUAUACUUA
This is a messenger RNA of Brassicogethes aeneus, 1796 nucleotides long. Lineage: Eukaryota; Metazoa; Arthropoda; Insecta; Coleoptera; Nitidulidae. The record is from the annotation of a GenBank genome assembly.